Molecule: messenger RNA, 1049 nt
Organism: Daktulosphaira vitifoliae (grape phylloxera)
Lineage: Eukaryota; Metazoa; Arthropoda; Insecta; Hemiptera; Phylloxeridae
Product: E3 ubiquitin-protein ligase RNF8-like
Exons: 7
Coding region: 199-783 (194 amino acids)
Molecular function (GO): metal ion binding; ubiquitin protein ligase activity
Source: RefSeq, a predicted model, not a curated record
UAUGCUUAAAAUAUUUCAUUCAUAUAUACCCUAUUCUUUUAAAAUUACUCUGCUUUUGCGUUUAAUUUUUAUAAAGCUAGAUGUUUAAAUCAAUUGCAUUUAUUUUUCAGACCAAAUAAUGAAGUACAUGGUGAAGAACAUGAAUCUAGUAAAAGUCAAUCUUAUGUUGACAAUAUUCUGAAAAGUGAAAAAGCAUCAAUGGAGCGUUUUCUAAAUGCUAAAUUUGAUAAAUUUAAUGAAAUAAUUAAUCAAGCAUCAAAAAAAGUUAAAAAAUUGAAGAAAACACUUCUAAAACAUAAACUCGCCAAUAAUGAAUUAGCAAAAAAGAAUUUAGAUUACGAAAAUACUUUAAAAAUACAGCAAGCAAAGUCGCAUGAUAUUCUUAAUCAAAUAUCAAAAAUUGAAGAAACGAUCAAAGCAAAAGUCUAUAGUGUUCUAGAAAGUGAUUUAUUAUGUCCAAUUUGUAAUGAAUUAAUGGUUAAGGCGUGUACAACUAAUUGCAACCAUACAUUUUGUGAAGUUUGUUUAGAUACUCAUGUUUCAAAAAGGCCUUUGUGUCCUAUUUGUCUAACUUGUGUUAGAACCAAAACUCUUUGUCUAGCUUUGGAUAACUUUAUUACUAAUAUUUGUAAUCUUCUUGGGAAUGAAAUAAAAGAACAUCGGGAAAAAGUACAACAAGAAAAAUUGACAGUUAAUGUCCCACGACUAAAGUAUCCGCUACAAGUUGCUAGAAGAGGUGGUAUAAGAGGUGGUAGAAGAGGUGGUAGAAGAAGUUUAAGAUAAUUUACCUUAUUGUUAAAAAUAAAAUAUUUUCUAUAAAUUAUCUCACCUAUUGUAUUUUAAAUUUUAAUUAAAAGAUAUUUGAUACCAAGCAAAAUGAUAGGUACUUUUUUAACAACUAUGAGCACAAUAACAUAUUAUUUAAUGUUUUUAACACAAAUAUAAAUAAGCAUAAGUAUUUUAAUUAUAUUUUACAUGAACUCUAUUAAAUAAUAAAAUAAAACCUUGGGAGCUAGAGCUAUUGGUUGGUACAUAAGAAUUUUGUUCGC